Brassica rapa (field mustard) is the source of this 5243-nucleotide messenger RNA. Its product is annotated as kinesin-like protein KIN-7H. NCBI's taxonomy places the organism in Eukaryota, Viridiplantae, Streptophyta, Magnoliopsida, Brassicales, Brassicaceae. Gene Ontology annotation, molecular function: microtubule binding; microtubule motor activity; ATP binding. The record is from RefSeq and is a predicted model, not a curated record. Gene Ontology annotation, biological process: microtubule-based movement.
UUUUUUUAAAGGCUAUAAGCACGACUCUGAACAAAAUCACACCUUUACACGGAUUACUCUUCAAUUAAAUUCAGAUUCAAAGGGACUGAAAAAUACGGACAGUAGGACUUGGAGAAGAUGACAAUCUUGUUGGACAAUAUGGCUGCACGAAAGCCAACAUUGAAUUCGCAGCUCCCGCAGAUUUUGACAGAUCGCUGAAGAUGGCUGCGAAACUUGCCAACCAUCCUCCUUUAGAAUUAAGUCCGUUUCUAGGUAAGUGCAAGACGUGUUUUUGCACAUGGUUUUUUUUGCAAAAUAUUUCGUGUGUUGUUAGAUGAUUACAGCUCGCAUGAAACCUCAAAAAGUAAAGAGACGGGCCUGUUUAGAAUAAACAAAACAAAGAAAAACUUAUUUUCUGAAUUUGUUAAUUGUUCUGGGCUUGUAUUUUUAAACAUGGUCUUCUGGGCUAAGCCCAGCCUAUUUGUGACGUAAGGCCUAGAUAUAAGAAGCGUUGACUUGUCCGCAUCAUCAUGUGAUAUCUCAUAAUUGUGAGUCGGUAUGGUUUUUGUCCAUUUCCACAUCAUGUGCAUGUCCCCUUUCAUUUAUUUCAUUUCUAUAUCACCUUUCAAAUUAAUAUCUAUAGCACGGAAUUAUUGAACCAAAUAUAUAAAGUGCCCAUCAUACAUUUACUAUAUCAGAUAUUAAAUAUUGUUUUUAAUUAGCUAUAGAAAACGAUAUAUAAUACUACAAAAAAACACUAGUCUCUUCAAUACUUCAACUACCGACCACGCUAUUAGUAUUAUACUAGUAUUUAUCUACGAACCAGCAUGUGCUUCCUGUUAAUCCCAAGUUUUGGUUGAUAAUAAUAAGUCAACCGUACAUGGAUUUCAGCUUAUGUUUCUGCAUUUUUAUUUCUACUAUGUUUCAACAAGAGUGUGAGAAGUACGCAUGCAGAAAUAAAUAAAUAAAAGAAACGGCUAGUGGGUGAUUAUACUUUUUAAUCUGUGAUUAUAUCUUAAUCUGCUUCACUGUGUAAAUGUCAAUCUGGAAAACAAUCAUGAAAAACUCAUUAUUUUUACAUUAUAAGGUAUAUAAAUGGCAACGAACUUAGGGUGUAAGUAAGAAAAAAUAAACACUGCACAUGCAUUGGCUUUUAGCGAAAUACGUUAUUUAAAGGUAGUCACUAAAAUGGACAGCAGCGGGUCUGCAACUACCAUGUGCUGUGUUUAUUUUAUUAUUUAUACAUAAAUUUAUAUGAAUAACGAUCGAAAACUCGUUAACGAAACUUAAAACAAGGUUAGGAAAAAGUGUUUGUUGGUAGAAAGCAUGAAGCAUUGCUUGCGGAAUUAGCAAUUAGCAUUUACAAGUUUAAUCAGCGAUUGUGACUUAACAUCGAUAAUUAGGUGAAGCGGAGAUGAAUAGAGUAACAAAACCAUUUUUGUUAGUUUCGGAAUAACAAAAGAAAGAAUAAAAAAAAAACUGAGAGGGGUAAAAGGGUAAUAAAGUGAAAAAAAUGUUCUUAGUUUAGCGCGGCAGUUUGUAAAGUGAAAGGCUAAUAAUAAAAAGAGAGGAGGAGUUUGCCAGAUUGCAGAAAAACGCCAUUAACGAUCACAGCUGUGCGAAUCCGAUUAAUCCAGAGAGGGAGAGAGAGUCAUAGAAUAUCUGGAUCUUCUUCUUCUUCUUCAUUCAGAUUCUCUUCUCGGAGCUGCCUUUGGUUAUCUUUAUCUUCUCGGAGGGUAGACGAGGCAGGUGUAUGUAUGUGUAAGUAAUUUGUGAAAUUUAAAACAAAAGAUUCGGGUCGUCCUCACUGCACAUGGAGUUAGCGUUGAGGCAGGUCGAACAUUCUACAGAAGCGGCUGUGUCAUCAUCAUCUUAAGGCCUCCUUCCUUAGGUAUGAUGAUGACUACGGAAGCGGAUCAGAUGCAAGGACCAAGCGGCGGCGGCGGCGGCGGCUGUGAAGAAAAGAUUUCUGUUUCUGUUCGUCUGCGACCUUUAAAUGACAAGGAAAUGUUGAGGAAUAAUUCCCCUGACUGGGAGUGCAUCAACUCUACAACCAUCAUGUACAGGAGCCAUCUCUCUAUCUCUGACCGUUCCAUGUAUCCUUCUGCUUACUCUUUUGACAGAGUGUUCGGCCCUGAGUGUUGUACCAGGCAAGUCUAUGACCAAGGGGCCAAGGAAGUAGCUUUCUCUGUUGUCAGUGGCGUUAAUGCUAGCGUCUUUGCGUACGGGCAAACAAGCAGUGGAAAGACAUACACCAUGAGUGGAAUUACUCACUGCACUUUGGUUGAUAUAUAUGACUACAUUGACAAGCACAAGGAAAGAGAAUUCAUUCUAAAGUUCUCCGCCAUGGAGAUCUAUAAUGAGUCUGUGCGAGAUCUCUUAAGUACAGAUAGUAGUCCGCUCAGACUUCUAGAUGAUCCUGAGAAAGGGACAGUUGUUGAGAAACUCACAGAGGAAACUCUGCGAGACUGGAAUCAUUUCAAGGAGCUCCUUUCUGUUUGCGAAGCUCAGCGGCAAAUUGGAGAGACAGCUCUGAAUGAAGUUAGCUCCCGGUCUCAUCAGAUUUUGAGAUUGACAGUUGAAAGCACGGCUCGUGAAUUUUUCACUAACGAUAAAUUUAGUACACUAACAGCAACAGUGAACUUUAUUGAUCUUGCUGGAAGUGAACGUGCAUCUCAGUCAUUAUCAGCCGGCACAAGGUUGAAAGAAGGUUGUCAUAUAAACCGAAGUUUGUUAACGCUGGGAACUGUCAUCCGUAAGCUAAGUAAAGGAAAAACUGGUCACAUUCCAUUCAGAGAUUCAAAACUGACGCGCAUACUUCAGUCUUCCUUGGGAGGAAAUGCCAGAACCGCCAUAAUAUGUACCAUGAGUCCUGCAAGAAUCCAUGUUGAGCAAUCAAGAAACACGCUUCUAUUCGCGAGCUGUGCAAAGGAGGUGACAACGAAUGCACAAGUCAAUGUCGUCAUGUCUGAUAAGGCUUUAGUGAAACACUUGCAGAGGGAGUUGGCUAAACUGGAAAGUGAGUUGAGAAGCCCUGGUCAGCCUUCGGUUGCCUCUGACACAACAACUGCAUUACUGACGGAGAAGGACCUCGAGGUUGAAAAGCUCAAGAAAGAGGUAUUCCAACUAGCACAAGAGCUAAAGCAAGCUCGUUGCGAGAUUGAGGAUCUUCGACGAAUGGUUGGAGAAGGAAAACAAGGACCAAAAGAGACACUAUCUACAGAGGUGGUGCUGGUGGAACAUCAAUACCCGAAGCUGAGGGUGCGCAGUACAUGGGACUCUGAGAAUACAACACCAUUAAGCCCUAUAUCAGCUCACCGUUCCAGCUUGUCUCCACGAUCAUCUGAAUACAGUUACGACGACAACGUCUUCCAGCUUUCAGAUUUCAGGAUAGAUUCUGGGUCAAGUAGUCCAUUUCAUCAGCAUGCCUUUGUAACUCCACACGGGGAAGAAACUAAAGACCAAUCCCAAGUUCACACAGAAGAAACUGAAGCUCAACCUCAUGUUCCGAGGAAUGUCUCGUCAACAUUAGUUAUUUUUCCUUCUCCAGCUGAGGAGGAAGAGGUUGAUGAAAUGGGUAGAGAGACUGAUGGAAAUUCUGAGGAUGACUGCAGGGAAGUUCGAUGCAUAGAAACAGAUAUUAUGUCAGAUGUCACUAGACAUCCACAGGAAAAUAUUCCGCAGAGCAGUCCAGAUAGAUUUGACGUUGUUAAUGCAGAAGAACCAGUAUGUGUGACGGAGCCAAAGAGCCUACAACUAUCCACUAAAGCUGAAGAAGAGGAAGAAGAGGAAGAAGAACCAGUAUGUGUAACGGAGCCAAAGAACAUACAACCACCAAUUGAAGAUGAAAAGGAAGUAGAAGAAGAAGAAAGAGUAAAGGAAGUGAGUAAUUCCUCUACUCAACCAAAACAAGAAAGCGAACUCAUCAAAACCCCUCCUCCAUGCUGUGAUUUCAAAUCAUCUCCUGAUGAGUUUGUUACAAGCCUUAGUAGUAGCAACCCGACGCCUCCAGUAUUCAUCACUCCCUCUCCUGAAAAGCCAUUCUCUUGGCUUACGGAGAGAGAAUCACAACCGGUCAGAGGCAUGAAACUGACUAGAAGCCGGAGCUGUAGAGCAUGCGUGUUGUCGAGCGCUUCCCCAUCUUGGUUUGAGAAAGAUGCUGAUGCUGACACACCGCCAAGUUGGUACGACAAAGGAUUCGCCAAAGCAGCUGAGAUGCGCGACAUCAAGAAUGAGAGGUUGCUGCAGGAUGAGUUCAGCGGGAGGAGCAUGCCAACAACUUGGAUCGAGAGAAGCUUUAGCGACACUCAAACUGCGCAUGCUACUGCUUCUUCACACAACGAAAUGUCGUCAUCACCAAAUGAAUCUCUGUCCCGCCCCUCUGAUGUUUCUGCGUUUGAGCUUCAGACGAGUGGCAGCCCUUCUACAAGCCAGGAGAAAACUGAGGAGACUGCUGCUCAGAAAGACAAGCGAAUCAUUCAUCGCUCGAUGGAGGAAAUAGAACAGAAGUUGUUCUUGGGGUUGAGUUCGACAAAGAGUUUCAAAGACGCUGCAUUGGACCCAAUACAAGACUACCUAGACACGCCUUUGAAUUGGCCGGAAGAGUUCAAGAGGCUACAGCGGGAGAUCAUAGAGUUAUGGCACACGUGUAACGUCUCCAUGGCCCACAGAAGCUACUUCUUCCUAUUGUUCAGAGGGGAUCAGAAAGACUGCUUGUACUUGGAGGUCGAACUCCGUAGACUCAAGUACAUCGCCCAUAAUAGCAAAGCCAGCGACGAUCUGAGCCUAGUGUCCAGCACGAAGGCGUUGACUAGAGAGAGGUUUAAGCUGAGCAAGUUGAUGCAGAGGAAACUAUCCAAGGAAGAGAGAGAGAACUUGUUCUUGAGAUGGGGAGUUGCGCUGAACACAAGGCACCGGCGGGUCCAGCUGGCGCACAGACUCUGGUCUGAUUACAAAGACAUGGGUCAUGUCCGAGAGAGUGCCUCCCUCGUUGGUAAGCUCCAUGGAUUCGUCGACAUGAACUUGACUUCCUCCGACAUGUUUGGCAUCAACUUUGCUUUCAGACCACCUCGUCCCAAGAAAUCUAGUCUUUGGAAACGCAGUGUUUUGUCCCUCUCCUUUUUGUAACUUUGGUAGUAGUAAGUAAAGCACACUAUAAAGAAAUGUUCGCUAAUGAAAUCACAAUCUUCUUUUAUAUUGAUCCUGUUGAUUUAAGUUGUCUCUCUCCCAUUAGUGAAUUUGAAGGUAAUGGCGUGUUUUCACGA